AUGAAGGCGGUGGAAGUAGAAAUCGACAGUAAAAUCGUCGGCAUAAAAAUAGAGUCGGUGGAUGAUAGAAUGGGAGUCGGAUCCGAUGAGAACGACGUUGUUCUCGUCGGAGAAGGUCUCGCCGGAUACAUCGUCGCGAUUAAGGCUGCUCGUUUAGGGCUUAAAAUUACAUGUAAUGAGAAGCGUGGUGCUUUUGGUGGUACUUGCAUCAAUGUUGGUUGUAUUCAUUCUAAGGGACUUUUGGAGGUAGGAUAUUGUUGGAGGUGGUAAAUAAAAGUUGCGGACAAAAUUUCCGGACUUGCGGAGCACCAAGGAGCAAGAUAUCAAAGAAAUAAAGAUUUUGGCUUUACAGAGAUUUACACGGCCGUGUAAAUGCAAGCCUUGCGUUUACACGGCCCGUGUAAACGUAGAUUUCUGCGCAGUAUAUUUUUGCGUUUACGCGGGCCGUGUAAAUGACAGUGUUAAUUUACGCGGGCCGUGUAAACGUAAAUGCGGGGUUUAAAGCAGUUUUCACCAUUUUUAAAGGGGGGAAACCAAUUUUUUUAAGAGGGGGGUCGACUUUUGGAGCAGAGAAAGCGAUUUUCUUGAGGAUUUUGAAGUUGAUUAACACUUGGGAACAUUUGAUUUUAUUUUGUAAGAACUUUAAUUUCAUUUUCUAGAUUUGUGAUCUUGUUCUAGCCAUGAUUGGCUAGAACCCUAGCUUCUCCAACUUCAUGCC
Messenger RNA from Lactuca virosa, 718 nucleotides. Lineage: Eukaryota; Viridiplantae; Streptophyta; Magnoliopsida; Asterales; Asteraceae. The record is from the annotation of a GenBank genome assembly.